AAUAUCUUUACAAAUAGGGUUACAUUCACAUGCAAUUGCAACUAUCAAAAAUUCUAUGACCUAUUGCACUGUGAAGAAAAUGAUUGCACAAAUUUAUUACAGAUUCAUUAAUUCUUCGAUUAACCUCUUUUUACCACAGUUCUAUCGACGCGAUUGUGUCUCUAUCAUUCGCCUGCCGAAUAUCAAAUCGAAUCAAAAUCACAUAUAAUCUAAAUGAUAAUAAAAAAAAAAAAAGGUCCCUUAUCCAAGUGGGCAAAAGGGACAUUGUCAAAUGUCAAAAUCUCUUAACCUUGAUCGUGACCUUACCCCCCCCCUCCUCCUUCUCCCCCCCCCCCCCAGAGGAGGUCAACUUCUGGACGAUGGCGAUCGUGGCGGUGGGCACGGGGUUCAUCCUCACCGUCGCCGUCUCCAUCUACCUCAUCUGCCAGACGCGGCUGGAGCGCCCCCCCCAGCCCCACCCCCCGAGGAUGGUCCGACACAUCAGCCAAGGCCCCGACGCCCUUCCGCUCGCCCUCACGCACGCCCACCACGACCUCCACGCCCACAACGACCUCCACGACCACCACCUGGACGACCUCCACGACCUGGACGACCUGGCUCCCCCCCUGAGCUACCUGCCCCCCCCCGCGACGCCGCUACAGGUUUCCAAUCUGGUUUCUGAGGCUCCCUGUUGUGGUCUGGGCAAGGCGCUGGGCUGCUCUAAGAUCUAA
This is a messenger RNA of Penaeus monodon (black tiger shrimp), 710 nucleotides long. RefSeq lists its product as uncharacterized. NCBI's taxonomy places the organism in Eukaryota, Metazoa, Arthropoda, Malacostraca, Decapoda, Penaeidae. Bases 360 to 710 code for a protein of 116 amino acids. The record is from RefSeq and is a predicted model, not a curated record. The transcript has 3 exons.